Molecule: messenger RNA, 246 nt
Organism: Strongylus vulgaris
Lineage: Eukaryota; Metazoa; Nematoda; Chromadorea; Rhabditida; Strongylidae
Source: the annotation of a GenBank genome assembly
CAAUGUCCCGAAAUUUACUGUGAUAGUGGACUGAUGACAGCUGGUUCCGGAAGAACGACUGUCACGUCGUUGUCGUGCAAUGGUGAUCAACAAUGGAUAGAUUCACAAUUGACUGUAUAUACCAGCGCUCACCUGUACAUGCCCGCCAUUGACUAUCUCAACCUCUCCGAUUCGAAUCAUGCCUGCCCGGGGAAAUGCUUUGAGUGCAAAUGCAGAAGGCUGCUCUACGCUGGGCAUGGGUUGUAG